Messenger RNA from Ochlerotatus camptorhynchus, 3206 nucleotides. It is a transcript of the gene Rtel1, whose product is annotated as Regulator of telomere elongation helicase 1. Gene Ontology annotation, cellular component: nucleus. NCBI's taxonomy places the organism in Eukaryota, Metazoa, Arthropoda, Insecta, Diptera, Culicidae. Gene Ontology annotation, biological process: DNA replication; DNA repair; telomeric loop disassembly. The transcript has 3 exons. The record is from RefSeq and is a predicted model, not a curated record. Gene Ontology annotation, molecular function: DNA polymerase binding; ATP binding; hydrolase activity, acting on acid anhydrides, in phosphorus-containing anhydrides. The coding region runs from base 39 to 3080 and encodes 1013 amino acids.
CCGUCCAAUUACUUGCAUUAAACGCCGCGAAAGUGACCAUGCCGGAGUUCCAGAUUAACGGCAUUCUGGUCAACUUCCCGUUCGAACCGUACCAGGUUCAACAGGACUACAUGACCCGAGUGAUCGAGUGUCUGCAGAAUAGCACCAACGGUGUGCUGGAAUCCCCGACCGGUACCGGAAAAACGCUCAGCCUGUUAUGUUCCUCGCUAGCGUGGGUGCUUCACAAGAAGGCCCAGGUUCAGGCUAAUAUGAAGACAAAUAUUACUGAUUUGAAGGAGUUUGAAAUGGUCCAGCGGAAGAAGCUUGGUGGAGAGGGAUCGGAGAUGGACCAAAUGUUGGACAAGUUGAACGAAGGAAGUGGUGCGGAGGGAGCAAAGUGGGGCGUUCCGAAGAUUGUGUACGCAUCGCGGACGCAUUCUCAGCUGACACAGGUGAUGCAGGAGAUGAAGAAUACGAGCUACAGUUUUAUGAAGGGUGUGGUGCUGGGUUCGCGAGAUCAGCUUUGUAUCCAUCCGGAGGUAUCGAAGGAGGAUGGGAAUUCAGUCAAGACUAAUCUGUGUAAGGCGAAGGUCCAGUCGAGGACGUGCUCAUUCUACAGUCGGGUGGAGAGUUGUAAGGAAAGACCCGAGGUUGUGGGGCAUGCUAUCACGGACAUCGAGGAUCUGGUGAAGGUGGGCACGAAGGUGCGGGCCUGUCCUUUCUUCCUAUCGAAGGAGUUGAUCGAGAGUGCGGACAUUCUGUUUAUGCCGUACAAUUAUCUACUGGAUCCGAAGGCACGAAAGGCGAACAAUUUAGAGAUUUCCAAUACGAUCAUCAUUCUGGACGAGGCGCACAAUGUGGAGAAGAUGUGCGAGGAAUCGGCAUCAACGCAGAUCAAGUCCUCAGACAUUGCGCUGUGCAUUGAUGAUGUGACUUCGAUUAUGAAGGUGAUGGAUAACUCGGUGGCCAUUCCGGAGGAUGACGAAUCGAAGAAGGAUUUCACCAUCGACGAUCUUGCACUGCUCAAGGAGAUGUUGCUGCAGCUGGAGAAGACGGUGGACGACAUUCCGGUAAUGUUUUCCCAGGGUGGGAAUACGUUUGCUGGGACGUACAUUUUCGACAUAUUCGAGAAGGCCAAUAUCAAGGAGGGCAAUUACCACAUCAUCGCGCAACUGCUGGAUAACAUCAUUCAAUACAUUGCCACCAUCACCGAGAAGAAUAAUUUUGUUAGACGUGGAGGUGGAUUGCAGAUCCUAGCGGACGUGUUGUCGAUCAUUUUCGCUGGUAGUGGACCGGAGUACCGUGCUUCGAUCGAUAAGUGCUACAAGGUGCACAUCGAAAUCGAAGAACAACGGAAAAACAGAGGGAAUGUGAAGCAAGCGGAUGGAUGGACGGCAACAAAGCAGCUGGUUCCGUCGGUCAAGGCCAAUGCCAAGGUGUUGAGUUUCUGGUGCUUCAAUCCGGGCUUCGGCAUGCGACAGCUACUGGGUAGAAACGCCAGAAGCAUAAUUCUAACCAGCGGCACUUUAGCUCCACUGAAGCCCCUCAUCAGUGAAUUGGACAUUCCGAUAGCAGUGAGACUGGAGAACCCGCACAUUAUCGAUGGUAGUCAGGUGUGCGUUAAGAUUGUAGGUCAAGGGCCGGACAAAGAGAGCCUCAACUCGAGCUACGGCAAUCGAGACAAUCCGAAGUACAUUCAGAGCUUGGGUCGAACGAUUCUAUCGUUUUGUCCCAUCAUUCCCGGAGGAUUACUGGUAUUCUUCCCGUCCUAUCCGCUGCUGCACAAGUGUCAGGAAUCGUGGCAGGAGACUGGCAUUUGGGGUCAAAUCAGUCGGACCAAACCGAUCUUUGUGGAAGCACGCGGAAAGGAGCAGUUUCUCAACACAAUGACCGAGUAUUAUCAGCGAAUUAACGAUCCCGAUGGCAAGGGUGCAGUCUUUAUGGCCGUUUGUCGGGGGAAAGUAUCCGAGGGGUUGGACUUUGCCGACAUGAAUGGACGGGCCGUGAUCAUCACCGGUUUGCCGUUUCCACCACUGAAGGACGCCCGGGUGAUUCUUAAGAAAAAGUACCUCCAAGAAGUCCGAACCAAGGAAAACGACAUCAUUUCCGGUGACGAGUGGUAUUCGCUGGAAGCAGCCCGCGCAGUUAAUCAAGCCGUCGGCCGUGUAAUCCGUCACAAAAACGACUACGGUGCAAUUCUGCUGUGCGACAAUCGGUUCCACAAUCAUCGCCAAAAGUCGCAAUUAUCCGCGUGGAUUCAGCGCCAUCUGAACCAAAGUCAGCACCAAAACUUUGGUCCUAUUAUCGGAGAGCUAUCGCGGUUCUUCCGCAACGCUGAAAAAUCUCUUCCCCAGUCCAAACUGUCCCGAAACAUCAUUCAACUCGUACAAGAACCGGCACCCGUACCGGAAUUCACCAUUCCAGGGGCGUUGGUCGUAAACCCCGACAUCAAACGGAAACUCGAGGACAUCCGGAACAACUUUGUUCGGAUCGAAAACUCCAAUCAAGUCUCGACGUUCAAACUAUCCGACUAUCAGCAAAAACACGGCCAAAGCUCGUCGGACGUUCCGCAAAAUUUCCUCAGCCGACUGAACACCCAAGUUCAGACGAUAGAUUUUAAUGACAUGACCACGUACUCAAUGCCCAGCUCGUCCCAGGUAACCAUCCACAAGCGGGAACGAUCCACCGAAACAUCUUUAUCCCCUCCCGUCGUGGGGUUCAGUCAGCCACCAACGACGCAGAAGAAACGCAAACUGGUACUGAUUCCCCAGCAAACCAUCAACCUCACCAGCACGGAUGACGACGACGACGCCGGCGACGGAGGUGAAAGCAAGGAUGAUCCAAACCGGCGGGCUCCGGAGGAUCGCGUGGAACUGCUAAAGGUGAUCAAGUCCUCCAUCUGUAUGGCCAAGUACAAAUCGUUUCUGACUGCCCUGACCAACUACAAGAACGACCGGGAUUUCGACAGGUUGAUCGCCGGACUGUUGGAUGCGUUUGAUCGACCUGAGCUGUACUAUCUGCUGCGAGCGAUGCAGCGAUUUGUGAAGGGUGAGCAUGAGGCACAGUUCCACGCCAAGAUCAAGGAGGUGUGUGGACAAUGAUGAGUGCUUAAAUUGUGAUACAGACUGUUUUGAUAAACGUUGGUAGGUAUUCGUGUCAUUGCUAGGCCGAUGAUUAAUUAUGCUGCCAUUUGAAGCGUGUGAUUGACUGUUCUAAUAAAGUCGGUA